This is a messenger RNA of Nilaparvata lugens (brown planthopper), 4079 nucleotides long. RefSeq lists its product as uncharacterized. NCBI's taxonomy places the organism in Eukaryota, Metazoa, Arthropoda, Insecta, Hemiptera, Delphacidae. The record is from RefSeq and is a predicted model, not a curated record. Bases 395 to 3142 code for a protein of 915 amino acids. The transcript is spliced from 17 exons.
GCACUGUUGACGAUGCUGUUAAAGACUUAACACAGGCUACUGCUAUAUCGAGUCUCACAAUCAUUUUCAGGUGGAACUCAAGAUUAGCUUUUUUACACCUUUCAAAACUGUGAACGUUUUCAUUGAUUGAGUUCAACAUAUGAGUAAUUUAUCUUAUCGUAUAUGAGCAAGCGGAGAUAAUGCAGGCUCGUCACCCAUGUCUAGCUUUAGGUGUGGCGGCGAUGACAGUGCAGCAGUGUACCUACCUGUAAAGUGUUUAUCUCAUAUCUCUCAUUCGUUUCAGUUUUGUUAGUGAGAAAAAUAUUCUGCUAUGGCAGCUGUGUGUCUUUAGUGAUUGUGUAGAGAGAGAGCUUUUCUUCAGCGGCAAAACUGCUUCUAAACACCAUCGUUCACAAUGAGGAGCUCCAAGAAAGAAUUCCUGUUGCUGGGAUUAUCAAUACUAAUUACAGCAUUUCCAUUGUUUGUAUCAUCACGUGACGGGCUGAAAGCAUCUAUCCCAGACACUCUGUUACCAUGCUACAAACAUCCAUUGUUGAAAACAAAAGACUUGCUUCUACCAAUGUCGAUGCCUGUUCUGAUAAAUCUGGUUCGUAAAGUGGAAAACUAUCAAGGUCUCAAUAUGGACAUGAGAUCCCUCAGCACCACUCUCUUACAAAGGUUUCGUUUGGAUGGAAUUGAGUUCAAUCCAGAUGUGCAAUCUACCGAGUUCAUAAUACCGUACAGCCCUUCUGGACCUCAAUUCUACAAAUACAAAAUUCUAAUGGACAAGCUCAUACCAUCUCCAACUUAUCGAUUUCCUAACGAAAGCCUCAACAUGGUCGAACAGUGUACACUUCAUCAGAUGUUGAGUUCGUCGGUGAAUAAAUGGUCGCGAGGGGAUGAAAGCACGAGCUGCAAUCGGUUAACCGAGAAGAUGAGUUACAGCAGUCGUCUGCCGAGAAGUGUCGACCCACAAGGCUACAAGGACGAACAGGCCGAUGUCGAGACCUUCCACCCUUCGGCUAUCAGGGGUAAUGUGGGACAGCCACAGAGUGCAGCUUAUCGAGUUCAGCAGUUUGGCUUGUCUUCGUUGCUUCAGGAAAGCAUGUGUCCUAUAGAAAACGGAGUCGUAUCAACAAGGUACGGUUCGGUGAAAGCAGGAGUGGUUAUAGCUGGGAUUGCGGCGGGUCUACAGCCUCAGACAGUCAGCAAAUCGAAUCUGAUUGAAAAGCGCUCAAUGAGUCAGAUGAGCCCCUCCUACCCCACAGACUCGGGUGCCCUUGGAGUCAGUAACACUUGGGCAGCCACUCUGUCAGGUGCGUGUAUCUGCAUUCUAAUUAGUAAUUUAUUGGAAAGAGAAUGUCUAUUCUCCAGGUACGGUUCGGUGAAAGCAGGAGUGGUUAUAGCUGGGAUUGCGGCGGGUCUACAGCCUCAGACAGUCAGCAAAUCGAAUCUGAUUGAAAAGCGCUCAAUGAGUCAGAUGAGCCCCUCCUACCCCACAGACUCGGGUGCCCUUGGAGUCAGUAACACUUGGGCAGCCACUCUGUCAGGUGAAAUAGCAGAGGUUGUCAUUUUGGAAGGGCCAACAGACUUGAAUAAUAUGAGGGUUGGCGUGACGGGGGGCUGGAAUAGCACCCUUGUGCCAAAAUAUUACUUACUGAAUGAUGGAAAAGAUGGUGCUGUCACUGAGACUGACAUUCGAGGAGGAGUGGAUGGUUACAUAAUGGGAAAUAAUAUCAGAGCUCUAAACGAUUUCACUGGAGGCUCACUGAAAUUGUCGCAGCUUCUAGAAAUGUAUUACUCAGAGCAAGGAGUUUUUGACACAUCUUUCAAAGGGUGCAAAAGAAAACAAAAGUUUGGUGAAGUGGUGUCUAUGAAUAAAUUACAGCAAGAGAUUGAAAAUGUUUUGGCAGAUGGUCUACGCGAUGUGCAAUGUGCCAGAACUGAGCAAGUUGGCCCCCUCUCCCUGCCUGCCGUCGAUUUGAUCGUUGUCAUUGACUGUGGCUGGGAAUUCCGUCUUAUUUCAGAUGUUUUGAGUUACCUAGUUGAGCAGGUGGAUGUGAGUGCAUAUGGCUCGAAAAUUACAUUGGUUAAUGGAAAAGACGGAUCAAUAAUGGUCAAUACAACGGAGAAUAUUGUCGAUUUCUAUCAAAAUUUCAACAGUUCCAUGUACAGCAUGUGUUAUUCUAGAGGAUUCGACAUGGCACGCACGUUGCGAGAGCUGAAGAUGAGGAUCGAAAUCGAGAUGAACGUGCAGCGACGAUCGCUGGUGGGCAGAUACCAGCAGAGCUACGAGGACAGCUACCACAGCAGUCGCAGCGACUACUACAGUCAGCGGCAGACGACGUCGUUCAGGUCGCAGGAGGCAGGCGGUGCCGAUUUGGCCAAAGUCGUGCUUUUCGUGCCACAGCCGACGGCCGGGUCGGGCGACGGGGAGGGCUACUAUGUCAGGAGCGAGAUCAAUUACUACAGGAGGGCCUUACCAGAUGUUACUUUACUCUUCUUUGCACCAAACUCGAAACAACGUUUCUCGGAUUAUGCGGAGAAUGUUAACAAAGAUGUGUUUGUUUUAACGCCUAAUGAUGUUGCCAACUCGGUGAAUCCUCUGGUUGAUAGGAUAAGUGAAGUGCACAAGCCAAUUAUCAAUCCGACGUGUGGCUCUAGUUGGGUUGGCGUUUCAUACAACAGUAGGCAGACCACUGCUUAUCUUCAGUCUUCAGGGAUACAUUACUACAGAGUUCAUGCUAACUAUUUCUACAAAUCAUCAAAUGCCAGAAUACGGAUCCAAUCGCAAGGAGUGCCGCUGAGCGUGUGCUAUUCAAGGAGCAGCCCGUGGCCGAAUGCGAAUCGCACGCGGGGAAGCAGCGACUCUUCCUGCCGACAGGUCACCUCCGAGGCCUACGAGCUCAGAAUUCCAGACGAAGUGUGCUCAGAUGUGUACGCCUACCAGUGCUUGCCCUAUUACAUCUCUGUGGCGGCCCCGUCUUCCAAAAUGGCAGCCAACAAUUUCGCAUGCAGAGAAAAUGAAUGCAGAUAUCCUGACAUGGUGAAGUACACCAUCAGUCAUGAGGGGCUGACAUGCUACAGCUGUGUUAUCAAAGCCAUUGCUAGCCCAUUACUGAUAGCAUUCGCUCUCAGCAUUCUACUCAAAAUUGAAAAUUGAUUGUUCAAAAAAUAUCUCAGUUGAAUUUCCUGAUCGUAAUUUUAAUGAUUUAAAGACUAAAUAAAAAAAUGAAAAUAGACUGCUAGUUGACAGAAAUCACAAGAAUGGAAUGAUCACUCCGCUCAAUAUUGAAUUAUAUAGUGAGAUGAGUUCUGAAAUUCAUUCAACUUCGAUAAUUAGUAUUACUGUAUCCAUCAGGUUAUUGAGAUUGUCAAGAAUCUGCACAAUCAAACACAACUAAUAUUAAUUGAUGAAUUGACUAGCUAAGAGAUUAUUGCAUCAGAAAGUGAUCAAGUACCGCGUAAACAGCAAUGAAUUUGAAUAGGGUAGGGCGUACAGUACUAUGAAAAAGAAUAACGAAUAAAAAACUCACACAAGUACUGCAUCUACAAACCAGUAUUAUGACAUGAAUCAAAUCAAAUUUAUUCAAUAAAAAUAGACAAAAGGCAACAAUGCACAAUUUAUGAAAUAUACAAAUUAAUAUAAUGCUUAGAAAAAUUAAUAAAAACAAUAUAAAAAUAUGAAGUUCCCUUUUUAAAUGUUUCAAAUGAAAGGGUAUUGCAUAUUUUUAUAUUGCUUUUAUUAAUUUUAAUAAAGUAGCCCAUACAAGUAAAGAGAUUUUAUGCUUAGAAAAAGUAUAAUGCAGAUUGAAAUGAUUGUCUCCGCGUUCGCAUUGUAUGCCAAAGUCAAAUAUAAUUUGAAAUAAGUUGUUUAAAAGCGAAGUAUAUAAACUUGUUUGCUAGCCGAUAUUCCUAUCAAUAAUUGUUAUAAAGUUAUUAUUGGGAAAAAUCAACAGUACAGUAAUGAGUUGUAUUAUCUUAGAGUUUGAUAGAUAUUAUUUCUAAGUUUAGUUUAGUUUAUUCCUCAUAGUUAAGACUCCAAAUUUCAACACAUUUGUGUUCACCUUUAUAAGUUGUAUUCAGGAGAAAUAGUUUUA